CACCGUCACGUGGUACAGCAGUCAGACGUUUCAGCAGCUUGUAGUGUUACAAUGGCCGCACUGCGUGGAGAUCCACCUCCUAUUCCAGCUGAUACUCCCGUGAGGUUGUACAGCAUGGAGUAUUGUCCGUUCGCUCAGAGAGCUCGCGUUGCUCUAAAAGCCAAGGGUGUCAAAUUCGACGUGAUCAAUUGCAACUUGAAGAACAAACCCAAAUUUUUGACCGACGCGCAUCCCAACGGACAAGUGCCUGUUCUAUUGCACAAGGGCAAUGUCAUUGUGGAGUCAGAAAUUAUCGUGGAAUAUGUUGACCAAGCCUUUCCUGAUCAAGGCAAAACACUAUACUCUGAAGAUGCUGCUACACGUGCUAAAGCUCGUGCUCAUAUCACAUUCUUCGGUCAAAAGGUGAUGCCAUUGAUGUAUAAAGUGACCCGUGAUCCAACCAACGAAGAAGAGAAAGCCAAUCUGUUGAAGAUGGUGGAGAAGUGGGUGGAAGAACCACUGAGUAAAGGAGGCGCACCAUUUUUCGGUGGGCAAGAGUACAACGCAGUUGAUGUCAACAUUUGGCCUUGGAUUGAAAGAUUUGACGUUAUGGCACAGCAGGGUAUCAUUUCUUUGGCAAAGGAUCGCUUCCCAGCCUUGGCUGCUUAUGUGGAGAGAAUGAAGAGUGUACCAGCUAUUGCUGAAACCGUUCAUUCAGCUGAAGACUUCAAGGUUUUCUAUGACAGCUAUAAGAAGGGAGAGGCACUUUACAACCACAACUCACCUCAUCCUCUGUAUGAAGGUGACAGUAGUGCAUGAACAAUUGUUUGGAUGAUUUGGUACUUUGAUUGGUGUGUUUGCAUGGUUUGCAUUGGUAGUAGUAGUAGCUUUGUCUGCAUAAUUGUUUUGUUAGCAAUAGAUUGCUAGAAAGAGCCUUUCAACAUCAUGCACUCAA
Molecule: messenger RNA, 934 nt
Organism: Corticium candelabrum
Lineage: Eukaryota; Metazoa; Porifera; Homoscleromorpha; Homosclerophorida; Plakinidae
Product: glutathione S-transferase omega-1-like
Exons: 3
Coding region: 52-798 (248 amino acids)
Biological process (GO): glutathione metabolic process
Cellular component (GO): cytoplasm
Molecular function (GO): glutathione transferase activity; glutathione dehydrogenase (ascorbate) activity
Source: RefSeq, a predicted model, not a curated record